This is a messenger RNA of Punctularia strigosozonata HHB-11173 SS5, 11796 nucleotides long. Its product is annotated as atypical/PIKK/TRRAP protein kinase. NCBI's taxonomy places the organism in Eukaryota, Fungi, Basidiomycota, Agaricomycetes, Corticiales, Punctulariaceae. The transcript has 24 exons. The coding region runs from base 67 to 10113 and encodes 3348 amino acids. Gene Ontology annotation, biological process: regulation of DNA-templated transcription; DNA repair. Gene Ontology annotation, molecular function: protein binding; transcription coregulator activity. Gene Ontology annotation, cellular component: SAGA complex; nucleus; NuA4 histone acetyltransferase complex. The record is from RefSeq and is a predicted model, not a curated record.
GUUGACGACUCAUUUCAACUGGCAGAUCUCAAGCUCAAGCAUAGUGUGGCUUGCGAGCUGCGGGAAAUGGUCGAUACGGUGCAUGAAGGCGCCAGGGUCUUCUCCCACCUCGUACCUGCUCUCAUUGACAUGCUACGGUCUGGAGAACCCGCUUUUAGGAAGGAUACACUCGAGUAUCAAUUCCGACGCGCCCUCCUGGACAUAAUCCACCGCUGCCCGCCUCAGGCACACACGCAAACUCUUUCCAUAUACAGCGGCCUACUCCAUAUACUGCGACAUGACAACGAAGAAAAUGGAGUCAUAUGCUGUAAGACUAUCAUUGACCUCGUCAGGACUCAUAGGGCGUUCCCGGAGGAAGCCAUGUCCGAGUUCAUGACCAUCGUCCGCAUGCUGCUGCAAAACAUGCCGGGUUUGGUGCAGGAUUUGCUGUCGGAAAAUUCUACUCCGAUUGAUACGAACACAUUGCUACCGAGCAUUCGCAGCUUCAAGGUUGCUGCCGAGGUCGGUCUGGUGUUGGUGACCUUCUCGUCGUCACCGCAGAUCAGCCGGCAACUCGUUGCCCCUGCGAUCCAGUCUUCCCUGUCCCUGCAUUUCGACGUUCUGGCUACGCAAGCACCUCAGCAACAGAAAGCGCGGGAAGAAUACGAGGCUAUGGGUGGAAUAUGGGCCGGCAUGGCGCCUACUAUCGUCAAUUCUCAAGCAUACGCCGAUUUCAUUCAAGUCCAGAUUAAGGUUUUGUCAUACAUCGCAUACGCCCUCCGCUCGGCGCCCGACGUUUAUGAGACGUACGGUAACACUAUGGUGUUGACCGCGCUCCGUCUUCUUCAGGACUGUCCUGAUAGCCAUGUGGCAAUCCGGAAGCAGGCUACGAAAGCAGCUUUCCUAUACGCUCGCCUUUUGCAAGAUACCACGCUAAGCGCAUCAUUGCACAUUUUGUUUUGCAAAAUGUUGUUCAAUUUGGCGGAACCCAUAUUUGCUCACGACACUCAACCGAACGCCAUACGAACAGUCUCAUUCAUGUUCGAAGUUCUCGCGAACAGGCUGGAAGCCUUGACCUUCCUCGGAACGCAAGUUGGAGAACGGAUUGAGAGGAUCAAGAAAGGGGACAAGCAAUCUUCCCCUAUCGCUCAGAUUGAGGAAGGAAGGACGAUUUGUCGCGCAUCCUGGGCGGUACAGAAACCGGAAGAUUUUUUCACCGAAGUCUGGACGCACAAGAUCGACUUCUUCAUUGAGCAGGCUAGGAGGCGUCCAGCUCUCUGCCAAAUCUGCGUCUUCCUGACGUCGAAGGAGCAUCUUUCGCCGGCAUUGACAUCCAUCGUCUUGCGUUACCUGGUGGAUAGGCUACCAGCAUUGGGGAAUGAACCAAAGGACGCCGCAGUUGUCACCAUUCGGAUGUACAAAUUGGCAUUCAAUGCUGUGUCGCAGUUCCCUUCGCUGAACGAACCAAUCCUGGCCACCCAUCUCGGUAAACUCAUCAUGGACUGCUUUCCCCUGGCUGCGAAGAGCUCCACCCCAACGAAUUAUUUCAUGUUGUUGCGGAGCCUGUUUCGUGCAAUCGCUCAAGGAGGCGGCAAAUUCGAGCAACUGUAUAAAGAGGUCCUCCCACUGCUCCCCGACAUGCUGGAAUGCCUUAAUCGACACCUGCAUGCGUCGGAAGGCGAAGCACGCGAUAUGAUCGUCGAGUUAUGUUUGACGGUCCCUCUGCGGCUGACGCAUCUCUUGCCCCACCUUACCUAUCUCAUGCAACCUCUUGCCAUGGCACUCCGUGGUCCAUCAGGCUCGGAACUGGUUACGCAAGGGCUUCGCACGCUGGAAUUGUGUAUCGACAAUCUCACGCCGGAUUUUCUGGAUCCUACAUUGAACACGGUGCUGAGGGAGCUCAUGGAAGCCCUUCAUAUGCACCUGAAACCGCUUCCUGCUCAUCACGUUCAGUCACAUACCACCAUCCGCAUCUUAGGGAAGUUGGGCGGUCGCAACCGGAAACUGAUGUACCAACCGCCGGCCCUGUCCUACCACGAGCAUCAUGGCUCUGCCACGAUUCCCAUCGUAUUUGGUGGCGUACGUAAAGAACUCGAUAUCGCGCCCAUGUCCCUUCUUGCAUCCAAAGAGGUCGCAAAGCCCUCCGCGCCGUCUUACAGGGAAUCAUCAUAUGUAUAUGCAAAAAGCUGUCUAGCAUAUCUUCUCGACGAGGAUAUCUGUGAUAAAGACUGUCAGGACGUGUUCCUGAAAUCACUUCAAAGCCUGUUCGACGCUAUAUCAUGGCCCGAACGAGCCGAAGAGGCGUCUGACCUCCUUCGCAAAUUAUCCCAGCAGAUUUUUAGCGCCGAAAUGCGUCGAGUCCAAAACGGUCUGUCUACGGCACGACGCUACCCCAGUUGGGUAUUGGCAUGCUAUCUCGACGCUAUGACACAUGCUCUUGCUCGCGAGGAUGCCGAACAGGCCAGGAAAGCUCACGAUCUUGUCACCACUAUCGUCCGUGACCUGAUUGCAUCGCGCGACAAUGGCGAGUUUGCUCCCACCGACGUUGUCUUCAUCUUGAACCAAAUCGCAAGCCGCUUCAGUGCGCUUUGCUAUGAUGAUUUCUGGUUCCGGAAAAGCGCAGGAUGCAAUGGCAUCAAGAUGCUGACCUGCACUCCUGACUUGGGCGUGCAGUGGAUCAAUGAUCGUGAGGUCGACCUCGUACGGACCUUAAUUCACGUCCUGAAGGAUCUUCCAUCGGAUCUUCCACGGGAUGUCGACGAUGUCAUCGACAUUCUUACCCGUGUACUGCGCGUGAGCAGAGGGGAUGGGGCCAGCUCUGAAGCAAACAGUGCCGAACGAUCGAAGGUUGGCUAUCUAGUAGGGAUACUGUUUGCGGAGCUUUCCAGCGCGAAUCCAGUGGUUCGCAGGGCCGCUCAGACCGGCAUUCACCUCAUCGCCGAGCUCACUGGGCGACCAGCAACAGAACAUAUGAUGCCUUAUCGCGAGCGGAUGCUUACCACGAUAUUCAACAAGCCACUUCGUGCCCUGCCAUUCAACAUGCAAAUCGGUAUGCUGGAGGCCAUACGCUUCUGCGUCUGCUUGAGUCCCCCUUUGCUGGAAGUCACUGAGGAACUGCUCCGGCUAAUUCACGAAGCGCUCGCUUUAGCGGAUGCGGAAGAUUCUAACCUCAUAGGUCAGCGCAAUGACAGGCAAAGAAAUAUGGACCUCAUCAAACUUCGCGUCGCGUGCAUUACACUGCUCACCGCAUCUAUGCCCAUGAUGGACUUCUACGCCAAGCAUCCGACAACAAGGCAAAGGGUUACCAGUGUGUACUUCAAGUCACUCUACGCCCCUCAUCAAGAGGUAAAAGAGGUGGCGCAUGAGGGCUUGCAACUGGUCUUAGCGCAUCAAAACCGCUUGCCGAAAGAGUUGUUGCAGACCGGUCUCCGUCCGAUACUGAUGAAUCUGGCGGACCCGAAACGACUGUCCGUGUCCGGCUUGGAAGGUCUUGCCCGCCUUCUGGAGCUCCUUACGAACUACUUCAAGGUCGAAAUUGGUCACAAGCUGCUUGACCAUUUCCGUUUUGUCGCGGAUCCUCAGAUGCUCCAGGCGUCCUCCAAGCUUCCGCUAGCAGACAACGACAACAUCAUGAAGCUCGUUCGUCUAGCCAAUAUUUUCCACCUCCUCCCUUCGGCCGCGAAUAUAUUCCUGGAACAGCUUGUCAACGCCGUCGUCCAGACAGAGGCACAUCUGCACUAUUCCAGCCGCAGCCCUUUUUCUGACCCCUUGGCAAAAUAUUUGGAUCGGUAUCCGGUCGAAGCUAUGGAUUUCUUCAUGAAGAAUCUGCAUCUUCCGAGGCACGUACGGACACUGAGAAGUAUCCUGCAGGCCGGACUAGCCCCGCGUCUUCAACGAGAACUUGCCUCUCGCACCCCGACCUUGGUAUAUGUGUGCUUACAGGGCACCGACCUCAACCUCCGCACGCCCGGCCUUUUGCUCUGCGUGGAUCUUGUCGAACAAAACCCGACAUGGAUCAAUGAACACGGUUAUGUGAUCGAGGCCCUUCUCCAGACAUGGAGGAACUAUGCCCGUACUGGAGAUGUGUCUACAGACGUCACCGAGCGUUAUGCUCUGACCAUGCGUAUCUUUGUCAAAGCGCUCGAACAGACCCCGCGUAUCGACCUGUUCUUCGACCUCAUAUCAGUGUACUCGACGAACCUCUCUAUCGACACCGUGCGGCUCACGCACUUCCUAUACGGGCGUAUCGCGUUGAACCCAAACCUGCCAUUCCGGCGCAACGUAUUGUACCGUUUUAUCGCGUGGUUCGAAGACACGUCUCGCAGUUGGAGCGAUAAGGGCCAUUUCAUACGCCUGAUUGUCACUCCGACACUAUCUGUCCAUGCGUUAUCGUCUCCAGAUCAUCGUGGGUUACUAGACGAGCACAUCAUUGACUGGAUGCUCAACCAUAUCUGGACACCGAUGAUUGACAAUUCGGCUUUCGCUGAUGCAGAAGAUACUUUCAAGGUCGAGUUGUUGCAUAUGACCACCGUUAUGGUCCAGCACUACCCGGAUCAACUAGAGCCAAUCAGAACAGCAAUCAUUCGAUGCGCCUGGCAUUAUAUUACCAAUAGUGAUGCUUUGGUUACUCAAACCGCUUAUCUUCUGGCGGCUCGUUUCUUCGAGGUGUACGACUCCCCUGAGAAGUUCAUUUUGCGAGCAUGGACUGGUUUACUCAAGCCACCUCACGCUGAAGGGACCAGAUCUCUCGUACGACAAUCUCUCGAGGUUCUUGCACCGGUCCUGCCUCGCUGCAUUUCUACCGAACGCGGCAAGCCAACCUGGGCGAGGGCAACACGUCGCCUACUUGCAGAAGAAGGCAACGGCCUCUCGCAGUUGCUCGUUAUUUACCAGCUCAUCGUCCGCCAUCCUGACUUGUUCUAUCCUGUUCGCGUGUUGUUCGCGCCGCAUAUGGUGUCGUCUUUGCCCAAGCUCGGAUUUUCACCCAUGUCAGGUCACGAAUCACGCCUGCUCUCCUUGGAGGUUCUCCAGGUCCUUUUCGAUUGGGAGCGCAAAGCCUCUUCCUCGGACGUCGAUAUGGAUUCCGUUGAUGUUACCGGCAACGAAGAACGAUCAAACUGGACCAUGCCACUUUCUCUUCGUGAGAGCAUGGUUAGCUAUCUUGUUCGAUUAGCCACGAAUCAACACGAGCCUCCCUUAAGAACCGUGCUCCUUCCACGAGCUCUAUCCCUUUUGCGACUUAUGCUUGGACAUUCGGGGCUAAAAGAUGUCAGCGUCAAGCUGCAUUUCUUCUCCCGAUACUUGGAUCAGGCUGAUCUCACUAACGAGGUUUCACUCCAACAAGCCGUCGGGGCAGCCAAGGUCUUGGAUAUCGUCGCCGCGGAGAAACCCCAAGAGUGGUACCAGGAGCAUGUAGCGAUACUUCAAAAGCUGGUGCGGAAAGGGAUGAUGACGGACGAGGCGGCACUCCACGACUCCUUGCAUCCGAUAUUCGAUCGACUGGUCCGAGCAUAUCCCUUGCCCAAAGAAGACGACGACCAAGGCGGGGAAGCGGCCGAGUUUCAUGCAUGGAUUUAUGCUACCGUCGGCGAAGGAUUAGGGAAAACUGUUGCAUUACGUGGAACCUUGCUCAUGCUGAAGACUGUGGUUUCCGUUACACCGGAGCGCAUCGAAGCGUUUCUCGUAUCACUUAUGCGACUAGGCUCGAAGUUGGCAAAGGAUCACAUAUCGGCGGCGCCGACGGUCCCAGGAUACGAACAUGCAGUCCGAGUUUUGAUCAGCAUAUUUCAGAUAUGCGAAACGGGCGUUGCGUUCCUCGGAGAACAACGGCGUUGGUUCAUCAACUCGCUUCAGAUGAUCGUGGACAAGUCCAAAAGCUCGACGAUGUGCGUGUACGUGCUUGACGUGGCAAGAGACUGGGCGCUCAGCAAGAGGGACCCCUACCCGACUAUGAAGGACAAAGCGCAAAUCCUGCGGACCAUGGUGGCCUACGAGUCUCGAGGCGAUUCGCUCUUCAACAGCUAUCUGGAACUAAUACUGGACAUAUAUACCGAACCGUCCCUACGGAGGAGUGAGCUCACGACCCGGCUUGAAGCGGCGUUCAUUCUAGGGUGUGAUGCGAAGGACACACGUCUCCGAGAGCGAUUCAUGUCGUUGCUAGACUCCAGCGUUCCCCGGUCGCUCCACAAUCGCUUGACGUAUGUGUUGGGCGUCCAGAGUUGGGAGUCGGUUGCCAGUCACCAUUGGAUACAUAUCGCGCUAGCCCUUGUUCUGAGUGCAGCUGAUGGCGAUUACCCCUUGUUACAAUCCGUUGUCUCAUCUCGUGGGGUCUCCGCGCCAUCCUCUCGACGCGUGGGUUCGAUCCUCGAACCUAUGCGUUGCCUGCUUUCCGCAGACCCGCAGGUCGCACACGAGAUGUGGGUUGCUGUGUUUCCCAUCGCGUGGUCUUGUUUGUCCCGCCGAGAGCAAGUUGACAUUACGCACCACAUGAUCGCUCUCCUCAGCAGGGAAUACCACAUCAAGCAGACGGAGUUGCGGCCCAAUGUCAUCCAGACAUUGCUCACCGGUGUUCAUGCGUGCACGCCCCCAAUGUUACUUCCGCCCCAUCUGGUCAAAUAUCUGGCCAAGACCUUCGGCGCUUGGCAUAUCGCGCUCGAAAUCCUCGGCGCCUCCUUGGAGCAUCUCCGUGACGAAGAGAUUUCUAUUCGAGACACAAUCUAUGAUGCGCUUGCCGAGGUGUACGCGGAGAUGGCUGAGGAAGACCUCUAUUAUGGAUUGUGGCGUCGUCGGUGUCUCCAUCCAGAAACAAAUGUUGCAAUCGCUUACGAACAGCAUGGGAUGUGGGAGCAGGCAUGCACCAGCUAUGAGACCGCUCAAAGUAGGGCACGCUCGGGUGCCAUAGCCUUCUCGGAACCUGAGUACUGCUUAUGGGAAGAUCAUUGGGUUUUGGCCAACGAGAAGCUGCAGCACUGGGAUCUUCUGUACGAACUAGGAAGAAACGAAGCCAAUCACGAAUUGAUGCUCGAAGCCGCCUGGAGAAUCAAGGACUGGGGCCAAAACCGUGAAGUGCUUGAAGAGCAAAUCAACCUUCUUCCCGAGGUUGCGACUCCUCGUCGCCGAGUUUUCGAAGCGUUCAUCGCGUUGCUGAAGGCGCCGUCAGCGGUCGAGAAGAAUGUCGAAUUUACUCGAAUCCUAGAGGAUGCCAUGCAGCUAUCGCUACGAAAAUGGGUUGGUCUUCCUUUCCAUCUCUCCGCUGCCCACGUACCUCUUCUGCAGCACUUCCAACAAUUUGUGGAACUUCAAGAGGCCGUUCAGAUAUUUGGCUCGCUCUCGGGGACCACGGCGCAAAACCUCGAAAGGAAAUCUCAGGAUCUCAAAAUGGUCUUGCAAGCCUGGCGGGAGCGAUUGCCCAACAUUGAGGACGAUAUCAGUAUUUGGAGUGAUCUCGUUGCUUGGAGGCAGCGAGUCUUCGAUUCCAUCAACAAGGCAUAUAUUCCUCUGAUCAGCGGCGGUUCGCAGUCCGGAAAUGGGUCCUCCGGGAGCUCCGAUACCUUCGGAUAUCGUGGUUAUCAUGAGACUGCAUGGAUUAUCAACCGUUUCGCACAUGUCGCUCGCAAGCACGAUCUACUUGAGGUUUGCUUCGCUUACCUGAACAAGAUCUAUACCUUGCCCAACAUCGAGAUUUCUGAAGCGUUCUUAAAGCUGCGCGAGCAGGCUCGCUGCCAUUACCAGCGGCCCAACGACCUGCACGCUGGCCUGGAAGUCAUUAACAAUACGAACCUCCUAUACUUUUCUCCAGCGCAGAAGGCGGAAUUUUUUACUCUGAAGGGGAUGUUCCAAGCGCGUUUCGGAAACAAUGAUGAAGCCAAUGCAGCAUUCGGACAAGCAGUGCAGCUGGACAUGAACCAGGCGAAGGCGUGGGCAGAAUGGGGCAAGUACAACGACCGCAUGUUCCAGGAGAACCCGACGGAUCUCUCUCACGCCGCUUCUGCGGUGAGCUGCUACCUACAGGCCGCUGGCAUCUUCAAGAAUGGCAAGAGCCGACCUCUCCUCGCCCGUGUUCUCUGGCUUCUCAGCGUCGAUGACAACAGUCUCUUAAUUUCGCGGCAGUUCGACCAGUAUAAGGGAGAUGGUGCUUGGUGGUAUUGGAUCACGCUGAUACCACAACUAUGCCUUUCAAUGUCCCAAAGGGAAGUAAGCCAAGCACGAUAUGUUCUCCUCAAUUUGGCGAGGUUGUUUCCCCAAGCGUUGUUUUACCAGCUGCGCACAACACGGGAGGAGAUGUCGAUUAUGAAGAAACGUUUAGCUGCGGUUCAGGCUGUGGACACCGCUCGACAAGCUGAUCAGGACCACUCUAUGCAGGAUGUAACAACCGCACAAGGAGCAGAGGCAGCGACUGGCCCUGAUCAAGCUCGUUCGGGCGUCGACAGUUUAGCCUCCACCAGCGCGAACGGCACUACGGGAGCCCACACAUCAUAUACCACCAGGCAGCCAUGGGACGUUGUUGAUGAAGUCGUGAAGAUUCUAAAAACGGCGUUCCCUCUCCUCAUUCUCUGUCUCGAGAGCAUGGUCGAACAAAUCACACAGAGAUUCAGAGCCACUCAAGAGGAGGAUGCUUAUCGUCUUGUCUGCAUGCUUAUGCAAGACGCGAUUAGCACACUUGUUCAUCUGGCCAACACGCCCGAGGACGAAGGGAGAUUACCAGUGCACACAAUUCGCAAUUUGACACAGAUGGCGGUACACUUCCAAGGUUCCAUGCGUGCGGAAUAUGAGGAGGAAUUUCUGCACAGCAAGCCUACUACGUCUGAAUAUGUGCAACGCCUGCAGAAAUGGCGCGACAAAUACGAGAAUUACUUGGAUGCCCGACCACGUGUCAUGUCCCUGGACCUUCUCAGUCACUACCUGACAGAAUUCCAGUAUGGCAAAUAUGACGAGAUCGAAGUUCCUGGUCAAUAUCUACAUGAGUGUGAUAACAACCAGAAUUUCGUUCGCAUACAGAAAUUCGACCCCAGAUUCGAAAAUUGCAGGACGGCGGGGUUCUGUUGGAAGCGCCUUACCAUUCACGGCCACGACAACUCGAGGACGACGUUUGCGGUGCAGUUGCCGUCUAAUAGACAUUGUCGCCGAGAAGAACGAGUCAUGCAGAUUUUCCGCACGUUCAAUGGGCAUCUCGAACGACGGAAGGAAGCUCGCAAACGCGGGUUACAGUUCCAUCUUCCUAUCGCGGUUCCGUGCAGUCCGCAACUACGUUUGGUGCAAAGUGACAAUUCGUACAUCACAUUGGGGGAUAUAUACGAUCAGUAUUCCAAGGCUCACGGCUUUGAGAGAGAAGAGCCGAUCGUAGCUAUAUGCAACAAAUCCAAGGCCAUCUUGAAAGAUUUCAACACCUUGAAUGGCAGGAGGCCAACCAAGGCCGAAUACUUCACCCUCAAGAAGGAUCUUCUCGAUGAGGUGCAAGCAAAACUGGUUCCUGAUGACAUCCUGCUCAAGUAUAUGAUGCGAGUCAUGGAUGGCCCGCAAGAGCUAUGGCGGAUGCGCAAACAAUUCGCACUCGAGCUAGCAGCUUCUAGCUUCAUGACAUACAUUUUCUGCUUGAUGGGCAGGGUACCAGUGCGAUUCCACGUCUCGACAGCCACCGGACGCAUGUUCAUGAGUGAGCUGGCGCCGUCGCUCAAUAGCAAUUCGCCAGUCUUCGCCACCAGCGACACGGUGCCUUUCCGGUUGACCCCGAACUUGCAACGCUUCCUUGGUCUCGUUUCUAUCGAGGGAGUUUUCAGUGCCUCCAUCAUUGCGAUCGCGCGGUGCUUGACCGUGCCCCAGUAUGAACUCGACUUCUCCCUUUGCCUCUUCGCUCGAGACGAGGUCAUGGCAUGGCUUGCUGCACGCGAUGCUAGCGCCAGCAAACCUGCUACGUACGAUAUCGCGUUCCGGAACAGUGUGCAAGCCAAUAUCGACAUGAUCGUUAAGCGGGCUGAAACUAUGGCUUGCAAGCUGGAGCGCGAACAGGCUACACAGGCGUCUGGGACGAACAGCAAUGUCAUCCCUGUGUGUCAGACUGUAGUUAACCUCAUCUCGACUGCAACAAACCCUAUCAACCUGGUGAAAAUGACGGAGCCUUAUCAUCCCUGGUUCUGAGUAUAAUACCCUCCUGUGUAUUAGUCUAUCCUAUUUAAUCAGUAUUCAGGCAUCCACAGCACAGUACUGUAACCUCCUCGUGAUCACCCUCUGGUCCGGUUCACCAUUCCCUGAGUCUGCUUGAAUGUGCGAAUGAACUUCUCGCAAUCAAGCAUGGUAUCCUCUGCCAUCUUGUACACGUCCGAAUGUGGCCCGUUGUACAUCAUCGCGUUUGCAAACAUUAGGUAGAUGUCACGCUGGAAUUCAGUGACAUCGGCGAUGCUUCCAUCUCGAAUCUUUGCCUUGAUGGUCUUAAGGUCCAUCGGUCGCUUAACAAUUUCUCGAUAAUCAGGAGCUUCGGUAUGGCGAAUGGGGUUGUGAAAAAUGUUUCCAUUACGGUGCUCCAUGAUCUGGGCAUGGAGCAUGAUGAUAGCUUGUUGGAAUCUUUUGUGCGAAAACAGAUCCUCUAUACCACGCCGCCGGCGGCCUGCUCCUGCGCCGGUAUCUUGACCUUCAUCAUCGACCGGUUCGGAAUCCUCUCGGGCCCGUUUUCUCGAGCGACCGUCACUUUCGCCACCGUCCACGGCUUUUCGUUUGCCUUCGCGUCUACGUUCUCCAGGAGACGACGGUGAGAAUGGGGUAUCUGUAUCUGCAUCCGGGGUGUCAGCGGGUGUCUCCAACGCUGUCCUGGGCGUGGCGAGAGUUGACUGUUGGCCCGCCGUCUGCUCAUCUGUAGGGGCGGGCGUGCUCGGGGCUGUGAUAGUCUGUAUAUCGGGUUGUUCUUCAUGAUCUGAAUCCUCUGCUUUGUCAUUAUCGGUGUCCUUGAGAGAGCUGGUAUCACGAGUGUUCUCUGGUGUAGCGUGCACCGCGGAGGCGUCUUCUGCGUCUUGCCUCUCUUCGUCCUCCCUCUCUUCUUCUUCAAGAUCUGGAGAUGCGUCGUGAGGGCUUGGCUGAGUGCCUUUGUCUUCUUGGUUAUCUUCGCCUAGGACGGAUGUAUCGCGUUUGAGAUCGGGUUUCUGCUGCAAAACCUCAUGUUCCUCAGCUUCCCCUGGAGAAGCGAUAAUUGGGGGUUCGUCUUCGCGUUGCAGUUCUGCAGCUGCCGGACUUGUUUUCGUCUUACGCUCGCGCUUGCCGGGUACCUUGUCAUCCCAGGCACCGGAACGUAUUUCCUCGAUUUCGCGAACGACGUUCUUGAACUUGGUUUCCUCGGCCGCAAUGAGCUCCUUGAGUUCGUUGGCGCGGGCCAUCCAAUGUUUCUCUGCUAGCCUAUAGUGGAGCGGCGCUUUCGGCGGAACAUCGUCAGCGGGUAGCUCGAAUUCAGCCUCUCUCAUGAGUCUAAGAUAUAGCGCAUUGCAGGUUCUGGGGGACCAGAAGCUCUUUGGCCGUUUCAGCAUGGGAUGCCGGGAGAGGAGUGCCGAGACGUUCUCCCAACGCGGAAUACCGACUUCAUACACAGCCUGUGCGAGGAUCAAACUCUCGAUAUUGCUCAAAUGAACCUCUUCCGGAUUCACGAUUUUGGGCGGCAUGUCGGUCUCGCUGGGACGGUGAGCGUUCGGGACAAGUCACGACUGAGCGACUUCGGUAAUUGCCGCCAGGGCGAUUUCUCGGCGUUGACAGUGGGUUAACCAGCGGCAAGCCGAUAUCGACUCCCCUCGUAAUUAAUGCGCCGCAGUGGGACCGUCUGUAUAUCGUGAUAUGCCCUCG